UCCAAUAAUGAUGCACAAAUGGGCCAAUUGAUUGAUGACUAUUGAGAGAUCAACAUGACAGUAAGAUGAUGGUUAUUGGAACUAUGUUAUCUAUUAAUGCUCUUCCCUAAUCUUAGAAGAAUUUAAUGCUUUAUUUUUUACAGUGGUGUAUGAAGAUGGUUGUUAUGCAAGAAUCUCCUUGUUUGAGAAUCAACAGGAAGAGCGAAAAAAUGCUGUUUAAUUCAAAAAUAUUUUUGACUUUGAAUAGAAAGUUCGGUGAUGGCAAUAUUUUUUCGAGAGCGGAAAAACCAAAGAAUUUACAAAAACAUGUGCGCAGCGGAAUCGUUUAACGCGGUUUUUGCCUUUCCUCUGCAAAUGGUUUUCUCUGACCUUUCUCACACAGCUUCUCAUAUUUAAAAGGAACUGCUGACCAUUUAUAAAUUUAUGUUACCAUGGAUAUAAAAGCGAAGCAAGUGACGGAUGAAGAAUUGUUGAGCAAGCUAGAGUACUACUGUAACAGUGCCCCACGUUUGCAGGUGGAAACACUUGAAACCAUUCUCAAACACAACGCACAAGUAGAAUAUCUGCUGAAACAUGGCCUCAACGCUCGCACAGACAUCGAAUCCUUCAAACAAUACAUUCCUCUCAGCACUUAUUCCGAUUACACAUUUGAAAUUCAACGACUUGCAGAUGGGGAGAAAUCUCCAAUUUUGUCGCCAGAUCCACUUCUAUGCAUGUUUUUCAGCUCGGGGACUACUUCUCAGCAGCCAAAGCUAAUACCGCACUUUGAUUCGGAGCUGUCGCGGUCUGGCAGUAAUUUUGUCCGCCAGAUUGCUGCUGCAUCUGUCAGAAAGAUAUUUCUUCCAAGACAUGGAUCUAAAUCUCUGAGUUUUAUGUAUGCCGGCAAGGUUAUGGAGACCAAGGGCGGUGUUGAGGCUAUGGCUGCCACUGCCUAUGGUCUGCGAAACCCACAAAACCAAAACAUGAUUUCUAUGUAUAUCAGCCCUCCACAGGUUUUCCUGGGGUCAGAGGUCCAACAGCAGAUGUACUGCCAUCUUCUCUGUGGUCUCAGAGUAGCCGAAGCCAUCGACAGCAUCAAAGCCCCAUAUGCAUAUGGUUUACUUAAAGCAUUUCAACUCCUGGAGUCCCGAUGGCAGCAGCUCUGUGAGGAUAUAAAAAAUGGAUAUAUUAGCCCAACAGUUGUCACUGACUUUGCAAUGCGAAAAAAUGUUGAAGAGCAAGUUUUAGGUGAACCAAAGCCUGAGAUUGCAGAGAGAGUUCAGCAGGAGUGUUCCAAAGGUGAGUGGAGAGGAAUUGUCGGGAGAUUAUGGCCAAAUGCCAGAUAUGUGUCCUGUGUUAUGACAGGAAGCAUGGAACAGUAUUAUUCCCAAAUUAGACACUAUGCAGGUGAUGUGACUUUGUUGGGUGGGGAUUUCCUUGCCUCUGAAUGUGCUGUGGGAGUCAACUUGGAUAGAAUCCGUCCACCUCAGGAGACACUCUUCACCAUUGUGCCAACCGUGGCUUACUAUGAGUUCAUUCUCGUCAAUGACUAUGGAGUCCCGAAUACUGAUAUUGCUACUGUGGAUUUGUGCAAUGUGGAGGUGGGGAAAAUGUAUGAAGUUGUGGCUACCACAUAUAGAGGACUUUACCGCUGCCGACUUGGAGACAUUGUGAGAAUAAGGGGUUUUUACGGGCAUACACCUCAGGUUGAGUACAUCAGUAAAGUAUGCAAUUUUGGAGACAUUGUGAAUGAGAAACAACUGAUGGAUGUAAUGCACAAGAUUGGGCAGAUUUUUUCAUACGAAACAGAAAUGGAAAUUGUGGAUUUUGCAUGCAAUGCAGAUUAUUCAUCUUCUCCAAACCGUAUUCAGCUGUUUUGGGAGCUGAAGGAGCUGAAAAAUGGCCCCAGUUUGGAGGAACCUCAACAUUAUGAGAAAUUAUUCAGAAGAUACUGCCUUCUUUUUGAUGAAUGUUUGAAUGAGUAUGAAUAUAUAAGGAUGGAAAGAAUAAAUAAGAAUUUGAAUCCUUCUGAAUUGUGCAUAGUUAGAGGAGGAAGCUUCGAUGCAAUCAUGGAGGUUGCAAUGCAGAAGGGGGCAACUGCCAGUCAAUACAAGCCUCCUAGAAUAAUAAGAAAUGUUCACAUUUUGAAUGUUUUGAGAACAGCUACUCUGAUUAAGGUCUCUUAGUUUUGAGACUAACCUCAUAGGUCAUAGAAGGAGCAGUGCCAUCUUGGGCUGCUGCUUUAAUUUGCUUGCUCCAUGCAGUCCAAUGCAUUUGCAAAUUAGUAAAGGCUACAAAUUAAAUUAUUGAAAACCAGAAGAACAGUUGUUGAAAGGAAUUUUCAGAGAUAUUAACAGUGCGGGGUUAUAGAUUUGUUCUAAAAUUGAAAAUCAGUGAAACAAACUUUUUGUGUUAAAGUUUUAAUUUAUUUAUUUGAGUAUCUAAA
This is a messenger RNA of Cryptomeria japonica (Japanese cedar), 2425 nucleotides long. Its product is annotated as probable indole-3-acetic acid-amido synthetase GH3.6. Gene Ontology annotation, molecular function: acid-amino acid ligase activity. The transcript has 4 exons. The record is from RefSeq and is a predicted model, not a curated record. NCBI's taxonomy places the organism in Eukaryota, Viridiplantae, Streptophyta, Pinopsida, Cupressales, Cupressaceae. Bases 432 to 2165 code for a protein of 577 amino acids. Gene Ontology annotation, cellular component: cytoplasm.